This is a messenger RNA of Frankliniella occidentalis (western flower thrips), 10053 nucleotides long. RefSeq names its product nucleosome-remodeling factor subunit NURF301. Gene Ontology annotation, cellular component: NURF complex. The record is from RefSeq and is a predicted model, not a curated record. Lineage: Eukaryota; Metazoa; Arthropoda; Insecta; Thysanoptera; Thripidae. Gene Ontology annotation, biological process: regulation of transcription by RNA polymerase II. The coding region runs from base 611 to 8929 and encodes 2772 amino acids. The transcript has 31 exons. Gene Ontology annotation, molecular function: RNA polymerase II cis-regulatory region sequence-specific DNA binding.
CUGAGCGCGACAUCUACAUGAGGUCGUCGCCGCUAGUAACCUAACGCGGAUUGGGCGGCAAGAGUUUUUUUGUGUGAUAGCCGUUUGUAUAUUUACAAUAGCGGGGCCAGUGCCAUUUUAAAUUUGUGUGACUGAGCCAAGCGUUUGGCCCGAAAAAAGUGUUGUUGGAAAUAAGUGUGGCCCAAUCACUUGUGCCCCGACCUAUUCGAAGUGGAUAAUCAUUUCAGUGGUGUCAUGGCGGCGACUCGGCUCGGCCAAUCAGAGCUACCGUUCCAUUGCGGUUAGGACGCUAUCUUUUCGCCUGCUAUUUCGCGUCGGUGCAUAGAAAUUGCCGCGCUCAUCGAUUUGUUCAGUGCUUGUGUUGUGAUACCUUCAAAACAAAAGUGGGUGUGUAAUUGAAACUCUACGAGUGCUGGAAUUGAACUCCUUAAACUAUUUGCGCCUUUCUGGCUACCUGGUCACGUGACUCCCGUAAAAAAUGGCGCAAAGACCAGACUGUAAACAUGGAUUACGGUUUCGUGUAGUUGUGUCAUUACUAUUUGUAUACAAUGAAGUGUUUGUGUGAACCACGUGCAAAACUGUGAUUAGUGUGUGACAUCGAACCAGCAAGAUGACGGGAAGAGGCACGAAACGGAGGGGGCGGCCCCCAAAAUCCGUCGUAAUGGAAAGGCCAAAGAAGUUUCAGUACCAUCUAAUGAAAAAGCCCAAGUACCUUCUCAACCAGCAAGCCUCUGGUCCAGAAACACCGAGUUCUCAACCAAGUACUCCUACACAAUCCAGAGCAUCUUCUCCUGUCACCCGGGAUAGACGCAAGCGACGCGGCCGAGGCGGUCGAGACAGUUCAAGGAAGGGUCGUGGGGGAGGUUAUGGUUCUCACAGAAGAGGUUAUAACCCUGACGCUAUCCAUGAGAAAGAUUCAGAAUACCACUAUGGUUCUGAUUUCGGUGAUGACUCUAGUGGCAAAAGUGAUGAUGAUGAUGAUCUCAAGACUGAAAGUGAAGAGAGCUUUGAGGGAGACGACCCCUCAAGUGAUAGUGACUUUUCGCUUUCUAGCUUUAGUACUGCGGAUGGAGGUGGACGCAGAUCUUACUAUCAGAGAGCACCCAGUCCAGAGCCAUUGUGGCUGCAAAAUAGAGAAUUACCUCCUUUGGAACUGCCAAAGCCUUCAGAAGAUUUGUUGGUUCAUCGGGAACUUGUCAUGCAUGCUUUAAGCAUUUAUGAAGUUCUCCGACAUUUCAGAGCGCUGGUUCGCCUGUCACCUUUCAGAGUUGAAGACUUUUGUGCUGCAGUAACAUGUGAAGAGCAGAGUAUUCUUCUUGCCGAGAUUCAUAUAACUUUACUGAAAGCAAUUCUUCGGGAGGAAGAUGCUCAGCAGACUCACUUUGGGGCCUUGGAUCAGAAAGAUACUGUUAAUGUUACUCUUUUCUUUGUCGAUGCCAUGACUUGGCCUGAAGUUCUGAGAUCCUAUGUUGAAAGUGACCCCAAUUUUGAUCAGAGUGUGUUAGAGCUGUUAAAUAACUGUGAAUAUCCAUUUACAACGCCAGAGACAAGGUUAAAAGUCCUUCAGUUUCUCACGGAUCAAUUUUUGAUAACAAAUCCUGUCAGAGAGGAUCUACUCAGUGAAGUCAAGUUCCAUUAUGAUGAUCAUUGUCGCAUUUGCCAUCGUCUGGGGGAUCUAUUGUGCUGUGAGACAUGUCCUGCUGUUUUCCAUCUGGAGUGUGUUGAUCCUCCGUUGGGUGAUGUCCCCACUGAAGACUGGCAGUGCAACCUCUGUAAAGCUCAUAGGGUGCCAGGUGUCAUGGAUUGCAUUCCUGAUGUGGAGAAAAAUGGAAAUUUAUGCAGGCAAGAGCAUCUCGGAUUUGAUCGCCAUGGCAGAAAAUACUGGUUUCUUUGCAGAAGAUUAUUUGUAGAAAGUGAAGAUGGUGAAGUAUGGUACUACAGUACACCAACUCAACUUGAUGAACUCAUUGAUACAUUAGAUUCUGCUGAUAUGGAGGCUGCCCUAUGUAGAGAGCUGAGUGAUUUUAGGGAGGAAAUGGUGCGGCAGAUGGAAAUAACUGAAAAACUGACCAGUCAAAGCAAAGGAAACAAAAAAUCCUACUUUGACUAUGACAAUGCACAAAUUGUCAAAGCACAAAAGGAACGUGCUGAAAGAAAGAUUAAAGAAGAAGAAGAGAAAAAGAGACAAGAACAAGAGGAAGAAGAUCGGAGGCGUGAUGGAACUAAUGUUAUGCUUGAUCAUGAAUUACCCUGUGAUGAUGAAACAACCAUCGAGGAAGAAGUAUCUUGCACAUCCCCUGUAUCAAUUGAAACAUCCGAGACAAUCAACAGUAAAAGAACCACAACAACUAAAGAAAGUGAAGACUCGGAACAGAUUACCACCACAGUUACAACCACCAAAACAACCACUACCACUGUAACCAUGUCUAAGGGAGAUGAUAGUGGUCCUGAUAGUGUAAAAAGUGAAGAAAAAGAAGAGGAGGAGGAAACAACUACCCGUCGCAGAGUUUCUGAAAGAGUUACAAGAUCAAAAACUGGUUCCCUUCAACCUCGAACAUUUAAUAUGGAUGAUCUGAAGAGACGGAGUACUGCAAUUACAUCUAAAGAAGAUGAGAAAGAAGGAAUGCUAGAUAAAGAAACUCGCUUAACAAGGCUGAAAGCCCAGCAAAUAGCUACUGGUACAUUCCUUUUCAAAUUGGGAAUGGAGAAUGCUUUUAAAAGCUAUACCAAUCAUUAUGCAACGAAUUCUGCUGCGCUUAAUAAGCCUCAGCGCAAUGAAGAAAGGGACAAAAAAAGACAUCUCUCUCACAAGUUUUCGCUAACACCAGCUGCAGAAUUCAAGUGGAUGGGUGCAACUCAUGGGGCUAGAUCAAUCCUUGUCAACACUCUUCGUCUUACUCUUCUACAACUCGAGUCAAGUAUCCAAGCACCUUUCAUGCACCCUAACUGGUCUUUGAUGAGGAAGCCAUGGGUAGAAACAGUUGGCAAAUGUGUAAAUCCCAAAGAUUUUGCUCGUGUCCUGACAGUUUUAUCAGUUUGUAUCAAGCCAGUUGUGUUUGCAUCUGUCUGGCAUGAACAAUUAGGCCAUAUCAAAUUACAACGAUUCACUGCCAAUGAGAGAGAGGAGCGUAAGAGAAUUGAAAAGAAAGAAAAGAAGGAUAAAGAGGAUGAAGAAGAACGGAAUCGCUUGACUUAUAACUUUGUCAAGUACACCCUUGGGCUAAAACAUGUUGUGUGGAAGCAGAAGGGUGAAGAAUACAGAGUGCAUGGCCAAUGGGGAUGGUUAUGGCUUUCAUCUGCUCGCAAAUUUGUCAUUCAGGACUGCCAUAAAAUGGGUCUUAGAUCAGGCCCUCAGAAAAUCAUUGUGCAAGUGAAAGAUGACAGCAACACGAAAAUACUUCAAGUUGAUCCUAAAACCUACAAAUUUUUGGAAAAGAAAUGGAGAGAUGAAAAAGUGGAAGGUGAUGCAACCUCUGAGGAUGAUUCCUGUGGUUUGACCCCUGCAGCAGCAAAUGCUCUAAGAAAUCUUAAAGUUCUUCCUCCCAUAUCUGAGUUUGAGGAAAUCAACAUAAGUGCUGCCUUAACUUCAACGGCCCGCUUACAUUAUCCAAAAGUUGCCCGCAGGUCCCGUCUAGAUGAACUAUUAGGAAGAAGAACUGCUUUAAAAGUUCUUGAGGAACGGCGUUUGGCACAGCUGGCUAAAGAACCAGGAAAGAGUGAUUCUCCUGAACCAGAUGCUGAAGACAAUGAUGGCAGCGACAUGGAAACUGAUACUUCUCUAGAUGGAAUUUUGCAAGGAAAUUCUGCCAAGCAUAAGGAGCGUGACAGCAACCUAAGUGUUGUAAUGCGCAAAGUUGCUCAUUUGAAACAACAGUAUAGUAACCUCAAUAGUCUGGGAAAGGGUCUUUCUUGCUACUCUCAAGAAUGCAAUGCACAAGCUCCAAAUCAACUUAAUACCAAUAAUCAACUAAUGGCUGCUUGUACAACUUCUUGUUACUCUCCCAUUUGUAUUCAAAAAAUUCGAUUGCGUUGUGAGCUGUUAGCACUCUUAAGGAAAGCAAACGCUGCCAAAGUCAAUGUUGCAAAGAUAGAGCCUGUUAAAGAAGAAGAGCAAAGUGUUGAAGUUAUUAGUGAUGCAAUCAUUAAAGACUUGGAAUCAGCUGUGGCUUCAGCAACUACUUGUGAUGUUGAUUUACAUUCUGUGGCUGGCCCUGUCCAGAAGAAAUCUAAAGAAGAAGUAAAGGCUGAGUCAUCUGUUGAUGUAAAACCAGAAGAUGGAAUUACUGAAGUGAAGACUGAGGAUGGGGAAGUUGAAGUAGAAGAUGUUAUCCCUAAAAAAGAGGACAGUGUGUCUGACGGUAAGGGAUCCAAACUACAAGUUGCUGACACAACUACACCUGAUGGUAAUGAAGCAGAAUCCAAUGUAAAAGCAGAGGAUGAUGUGAAAGUCAAGGAUGAAGAUGAAACCAAGGCAGAAGUUUCUGUUACUACCACAACUACAAGCCAAGUUAUUACCACAAGUCACCAGCAAGUGAAAAUGGUUGGAGGAGUUGUUGAAAGUGUGAAUGUUACCAGUGCACAGACUGUGUCAGAAACAAAUACCACACAAGUUACUUCAACCACACCUGCCACGGGUUCCCUUCUUAAUUCCAUCCUGACAUCUAAAAGAAGGGUUGACCACAGUGCCAUGGCUGUUAGAGCUAACCAAGGAGUAGUUUCAGGAACUGCUACAAGAGCUCACACCUCUGUUCGUCAGACAGUAGUGUCUAGGGAGGAUGAAGGGAAAAUGUAUUCUACAACUACUACAUUUGGAAAAGUGUAUCUUAAAAAGAUAGCAACUGUCCCUGGUGACCGAAGAAAGAAACGAAAUCCUGUAAAAUAUCCAAGUUAUUCUCAUUUUGCUUCUCGUUCAAAGAAGCGCAGUGCCUUGAUUCUAUCGCAACCAGAACUGAAAAAGUUAGCAAGACUGGGAGGAAAGAUGUCAGUUAGUGGAUUCCAUCAUCAGGCAAAGGCCAAUCCGCAGGCCUGGCCUUAUCCCUGUUCGCGUCCUCUCUUCAAAACUUGUUGGCUUUAUCGUACUGUGAAUAUUCGCUCACUUGCUGCUGCUUCCCUUCAACUCCGCACUUUGUGGGCAAGUCUCCGGUGGGAUGACAUGGUGGCUAAGCCUCCUACCAAUGAUGGGAAACAUCAAGUGACAACUGACACUGAAAUUGUGUCCAUGGAAGUCCUCAAACAUAGACAUCUGGGUCAGUUCAUGGACCGUACCCAGUAUUUGAUGAGGAAAGUUGUCAUACCUUUGGAAUUACCAAAGACUGUCAGAGAAGUGACAUCUAUCAGGAGUGGACUUCGCAAGCGUAAGCUAGCUGAAUCUCCUCAAAACACUGAACCUCAAGUCACUGAAGAGUGGCUUGAUGAGGAGAAACUAGAAUUAUGGAACAUCAGGCAGUAUGGAGAAUUACUCGAGCGUCAAGCAACUCAAACUCUUACCCGAGCCCGUUCUGGAGCACUAACAGCUCAGUCUGGCUCCUUGUCUAAAGAUGCUAAUGCACAGAGGUCCGAUUCGCCCCUUAAUGUUGUCAAAGGAAAUCCUGCUGAGAUUAAAGAGAAGAUGGAACAACAGCUGCGAAUGCAGCGAGCUGCCCAUCAGCAAAAGCGUGCUCUGGAAAGUGGUACACAAGUUGUUAAAAUGGCUGGUGGGCAAGUUGUCAAAUUAGUCCCAGCAUCUCAAGCCCAAGGUGCAGAUGGUACUGUGAAAAUGGUGGCCAAGGUUGCUAUACCUGCGACACCUGGAGGUGGUCAGCAAGUCAAAACAGCACUUACAUCUCUCCUGAACAAUGGCACAGGGAAUAAGAAUAUCCUUGGCACAAGGAGAGUAUUCAUGACCAAGAACACUGAUGGAGCUACAAGAGUUAUAUCUGGUCCCACAAGUAUUCUUCCAAAAGCAAAUACUGUGCAGCUUGCUGGUGGUCAGCAGUCUCUUAUCAAGAUUCAACCUCAACCAGGCCAGGCCCAAACUACAGUCCAGAUCCAAGGAUCAGCUACCCCAACAACUACUCAAACAGCAGCUUCACCCCAGACGCCUCAACGAGUCCAAAUUCUGAAACAACCUGACGGCAAGAUUCAAGUCAAGGGUCUGAUGCCAGGUCAACAACUUGUUCAGAUGCCGGAUGGAAAGUUGCAUGUGCUGAACACUGCUGCUCCACCCGGUCAACAAAUCACCACAACUGGUCAGAGAAUUAUUGCAAACUCAGGCCUAGUCCAGAAGACGCCUACAAUUGUGAGAGCCAUUCAGGGCACCCCCCAGACUCCAGCCACUCCAGGAAGUACUGCAACUGCAACCACCACAACCCCUACCACGCCUUCCACGCCCAAGACAAUACCUGGGAAGGCUCAACAAGUUCUGUUGAGACCUGGAGGACAGCUGGGAAAACAACAAAUUGUAAUACAAAACACUGCUGCCGGUCAGCAGUUGUUGGUGUCGAAUGCUAAUCUUGCACAGCAGCUGGCUUCAGGUAAAUUUCAGCUCGCAACUGUUAAUGGUCAGCAAGUGUUGAUCAGGACUCCAAAUCCACCAGUGACUACGAAUACACCAGUUCCUCCACUUGCACCACAGAUGGUGGGUAUGGGGAACGUUGUUCUUCGGGCCGCUGGCUCAGCUGGAGCCCAGGUGCAGCAAGUUGUGCUGAAACAAGGGCAGCUGCUGAUGCCCUCUCCUCAGAGCCAGUUGGUUCCCAAACAAACUGUGCAAGCCGUGCAAGCUGUGAAAGCUGAAGUACCCGCGCCGGAGGCUGUAGAGGAACAAGUAGCUUCUGUGCCAGACACACAAGGGGAGCCAGAAAGUGUUGCUGAAAGUAGCCAGGAGGAAGUGGCAGCUACAGAGCAACCAACCCAACAGCCUGCUCAGCAGCCACCUCCCAUUGUACCACCAUCUCCUGUCAAGACUGAUGAGGAGAAGGAGCGUGAGAUUGAGCGGUCCUUAAUGGCUGGACAGCCUCCUGGAACUGUUAUCAAGUGUAUCACUGCUCAGGUGAUAAACACUGGCCAGGGCCCGCGCAUUGUGCUCCAGGGAGUCCAGGGAACAGAGUUCACACAGCAGCAAUUGGCAUUAGUUCAGCAUCAAGUUAAACAACAAUUACUUCAAGCGCAAGCCCAAGGCAACAAAGCUAGUGUUCUUGGACCUACCAAAAUCUACUUGGCUGUGCAACCUCCGAAGAAUGCAGCACCUGCCACACCAACUCAAACUCCAACACCUGCUUUGGCAGCUGCAGCUCAGUCACCUCGAAAAUUAAUAAAGCCUGCCGAAGGUCAGGUUGCAGGACAACAGGCGGUGCAUUCGCUGCAAGUGAACAACCGACAAGUUUUGGUUAAUGGCCAGCCUCAAACGCAACAAGAUCCUGAAGGUGGGUUGGCUUCCCCCACGCCAGAACAGGCUGUAGGUGCUACAGCUGCUGACAAAUUCGUUGUCACACCAGACUACAUUCAGCAAACAAUCCGUAGUGCUCUUAAACAAGAGAACCUUAACCCAGAAAUUGAAGAAAAACUACUACAGCUGCAGCGCUUCCAAGAGAAACUUGGCAAACAAGAUACUGCUGCCCCUGUUGCACCCACACCCCCACCGCCUCCUAGCAGGCCUCCAGCUAAGAAGAGACCAGCUCCUCAACCUACUCCUCAGCCGGUAGCCCAGCAUGUGCAACACUUUGAAACUCCUCCACCUCCAAAACGUAGUAAGGCAACCAAAGUUGCAGUGGAGCCCAAACCUGAGCCAGAAGAAAAAAUUGAAAAACACGAGCGCACUCCAGUUAGUACCAAAUCGAAAAAAGAAAAGGGCAAAGAAGCCGCUGACGAGCGUCGCCGAGUUGCUGUCAACACCAAACUUCAAGUCAUUCUUUUCCGCCAUAAAGAAUUACUCAAAAAAGACAUUCUCAAGAAACGUGCCUUAUUAGAGAAAGAAAUGCAGAUUGAGAUUCAGCAAGAUUUGUCCAUGGAGCUUGCAGCGCGCACCAAAGCCGAGCGGAGCAAGCAGGACGAGGUCCGCGGCGCCAGCAACGCGCCGGGCGGCAGUGCGCGCCGCAAGUCGCAGGCCACCGCGGCGACCGUGCUCACCACGGGCUCCCCCACGGUGGUCGGCGGUCCCGGCCGCAGCAGGAAGCAGUCGCGCGGCGAGGGCCGCCCGCCGGGGCCCGGUGGUCCCCACCGGGGCGACGACCAGUCCCCGCCCAGCCGCGGGGGCGGGUCCCGCCGCAAGGAGAAGCUCUACUGCCUCUGCAGGACGCCGUACGACGAGACCAAGUUCUACGUGGGCUGCGACCUGUGCAACAACUGGUUCCACGGCGACUGCGUGGGCAUCACCGAGGAGAUGAGCAAGACGCUGUCCGAGUUUGUGUGCACCGAGUGUCGACACGCUCGAGACACGCAGGAGCUUUAUUGCCUCUGCAAGCAGCCGUAUGAUGAAUCUCAGUUCUACAUUUGCUGUGACCGCUGUCAGGACUGGUUCCACGGAAGAUGUGUGGGAAUUUUACAGUCGGAAGCAGAUAACAUUGAUGAGUACACCUGCCCCAACUGUCAGAAAAGCUCUGCCAUUAACAAUGCCAACAUGAAAAAUUUGUCAAAUAAGGAUUAUGAUGCUCUACGUAAACUGUACAAACAGCUUCAGAGUCACAAGAGUGCAUGGCCUUUCAUGGAACCUGUAGACCCUAAUGAGGCUCCUGACUAUUACAAAGUCAUCAAAGAACCUAUGGAUCUUCAAACCAUUGAACUUAGAAUAAACGAGCGCUCAUACCAGAAACUGAGUGAAUUUAUUGGUGAUAUGACAAAGAUUUUUGACAACUGUAGAUAUUACAAUCCUAAAGAAUCGCCAUUUUACAAGUGUGCAGAGUCCCUCGAAGCUUACUUUGUACAAAAAAUCAAGGGCCUUAGAGAUAAGUUGUAAAGUUUAGUGUGCACAUUAAGAAGUUGACCCCAUUUAUUAUCUUCUGUUGACAUAAAAUGUUGUUAAUUAAUGACUGUAUGCGUGAGUUUGGCACGUGUGUGUUGGUACAAAGUGCUAGGAUAAUAUCCUAAUAAAGUCUUUUUUUAUAAAUUUGUAAAGUAGUAUUUUGAUAAGAUUUUUAUUUUUACAUAUUGAUUGGAAUGAAUUUGUGUUCAAUUGGAGUAGUGUAUGUGUGUGUGUGUAUUUAUCUUUUGGUGUGGGCUGUUCCCCACUAGCUUUUAUUUGUCUUGGUCAACAUUUUAUGUCAAUGGGGGCAAUGUAAGAUUAUCAUGUUUUAAUGAAAUCAAGUUGAUGAAAUGCCAUGUUUCUUUCUCCUAUGUUUGACAUGCAUCACCCAAGAUUUGUUAUAAUGUAUUCUAUUUUCAUAUGAACACUUAUGAAAGAUGUUGCCUUUUGGGAAUUGUACAUAGCCAUUGAUCUAACUUAUUUUAUGAACAUAGGGAAAUAAUUGUUCAUAGUAUUUUAAAGUUUGCUUGGAGGGUUGACUUGUAGUUUUGAAUUUCAAUUGAUGUCAAUGUUGCCCAAUGAAUAUUUAGCUCUCCAAUCAUGUGCAUUGGUUUUAUGACAUUUUGUCCCAGUCAGUUCCUUAGAAAAACUCUGAAUUUAGUUUUGGUGUACCAUAUAGGAUAAUAGUGUACAGGAAUUAAUUUUAUAUUAUUAAGCACUGGAAUGUAAGCAGCUUUGUUCUAAUUAUCGAGUCUUAACCUCAUUCUCUCAAUGUUCUGUUAAUAUCAAUUUCAAGACAUAGGUACUACACUUUUCUUUUGGGAAUUAUUUUGUUUUGGAUUGUGUUACCUUCUGUAGUAAUCCUGUUGUAUCCCAGGUUGCAUUAUUUUGUAAAUACUGGCUUGUUAGUUAUACUUUUAUGUCUUACUUACUUUUCCUGUACACGAGUGAACAUACUCAGUUGCUCCAUAUUGGUUCUUGUAUUCUUUCCAUGAUUUCAAUAGUGUGUAAUAAUUAAAUUGUAUGCCAUGUUUUGUAAAUUGUAAUUAGAAUCUGUAGUUAUGCACUUGAAAGGCUCUCAUUCUUCUAGUUAAUAUUAAAAGCUAUUUUAAAUUUUA